Closterium sp. NIES-65 is the source of this 1245-nucleotide messenger RNA. The record is from the annotation of a GenBank genome assembly. NCBI's taxonomy places the organism in Eukaryota, Viridiplantae, Streptophyta, Zygnematophyceae, Desmidiales, Closteriaceae.
AUGCUGGGCUCACAGGCAGGCCUCACCGUGAAGAACUGGGACAAAAACAUCCUACCAACGUUCUUCGGCGGAGAGUGCAACCCCCUUGCCAAUACGAACGAUGAUCCGCAUUUCCGGGGCGCAGAUGGCACCCAAUACGACUUCAAUGGCCUUCUCGACCGCUCCUUCUGCUUGCUGUCCGACCGUCGGAUCCACAUCAACAUGGGAAUCAAGGGCUACCAGCCCAUCGCGAAUCUCCCUGGCACAGCGACAUCAUUGGACGAGGAGUCGCUCGCUGCAGCGCUGGAAGCGGCGGCCAAUGAGAAGAAACCACGUCAUAUCAGACAGCUGGAGCAGGAGCAGCUGAGCGUGGAGGAACUGAGCGAGCUGGAGAGGAUGCGGGCCAAUGGGAGCCUGCCGUUGACUGCUGAGGUGGUGGCUGCUCUUGACCGGGAGAUGGGUCGUCGCAGCGGCGGAAAUGGAGGGGAAGAGGAGCAUCACUCGAUUCAGUAUGAGAAGGAUGAGCUGAAGAAGAGGCUUUUAAAAGCAAAACCGAUUCGCAGUUGGAUCAGGGAGCUCCAAGUGAUGUGGCGCGAUUCGACUGGCGCGCAGCACUCUGUAUUCAUCAAGGCGCGAGACGGCAAGGAGCAAGGGAGGGGCAGCAGCGGGUUCAUCGACCGACUGGAGCUCGACGGCUCGCCAGUGGCCCCGCCUCUGUCCGAAGGCUCUUCCAUCACUGGCAGCGGCGGGUUCAAGCUGCUUCUGGCGGAGACACGGAGCUGCAAGGGGAAGGACGAGGACGAGUUUCAUCUCACGAUCGAUGGACUGGUGGCCAUGGGCAUCAUGGCACGUUUGGCGCAUCCGCUCAUGCAGACGGCUACAGAGGCCCAGGCGCAUUUCAACGUCCACAUUGCCCGGCUGAACGCAAUCAUCCUCGCUUCAACCAUCUCCCUCCUCUAUCCUCCCUCUGGACGCCCCUCUCCUCGUCCCUUCUGCAGCACACAAAAGCACACGAGUGGCAUUCACGGCGUGCUGGGUCAGACCUUCCGAGCCGAGGAGUCCCGCAAGGUGCGCUCGCUGCGGUACCGCCUGCUGACCCGCCUGCUGCGCGAGCCGGUGGAGGUGGAGAGCGAGAGUGGCAGGGGAUUCCUGGAUGGGCGCACGGAGGACUACAUCACCUCCGAUAUUCACUCCGCGGAUUGCAUGUAUGCCGCUGCAUGGCGCAGGGAGGAACACGAGAGCAGCGAUGGAAGCGAUUUCAUGUGA